AUGAAUGUACUGGUAAGGUUUCCGCUGCCACCGGUGAUUAUAAAUCGGCGAAACAGAAUUCCAGUCUCCAGAGCUAAGCGGAUCGAAUCAUCGUCGCUCAUGGAUCAGCCGAAGAAGGUCAUUGUCUGCGGCGGGGGAGUGAUAGGUGUAUGCACUGCUUACUUUCUGGCCGAGAAGGGAGCCGCCGUCACGCUCAUCGAGAUGUCCGACGUGGCAUGCGCCGCUUCUGGAAAAGCCGGCGGAUUCCUCGCCUACGACUGGUGCGACGGAGGACCGUUGGAGGAGCUAGCUCGCGUGAGCUUCAAUCUCCACCGUUCACUCUCGGAAGAACUAGACGGUCCUCGAUCGUACGGUUACAGAGCCCUCACCACUCUGAGUCUCACCGUAAGGGAAUCCGAGCGCUCUUCUGCUUCAAGGUCCCUGCCUUCUUGGAUCGACGGGCCAGCUCGUAGUCCUAAAACGAUUGGAACCCCCGAAACGACGGCGCAGGUGCACCCGCAGCUUUUCACUCGCACGCUCAUUGAUAGAGCCGUGGAGAAGUAUGGUGUGAAGGUGGAGAUUGCGAAAUUGGAACGGGUGGAGGUGGAAGAAGGACGUGUUGGAUCAGUGGUACUGGAAGGAGGGCGAGCGUUGGAAGCGGACGCCGUAGUGUUGGCAGUGGGCCCUUGGUCCAGUAAGUUAGGUUUGCUAUCAUCGCUGUUUAGAGUUUAUGGGCUUAAGGCCCAUAGUAUUGUUUUGGAGCCCAGAGACGGCAGUUCCAUAACCCCGCAUGCUCUCUUUCUGAGUUAUUAUUCCUCCGGAGGAAGAGGAGGAGCUCUUGACCCUGAAGUGUACCCUCGGCCCACAGGGGAGGUGUAUGUGUGUGGGAUGUCGAAGGAGGAAGAGGUGCCGGAUGAUCCUGCGGAGAUAAGGGGAAACCCUGAAUCGAUUGCGAUGCUUAAGAGAGUGGCUAAGACUGUGUCGAGCCAUCUUGGGGAAGGAGAGGGUGGUGUGAAGGCAGAGCAAGCAUGCUUCUUGCCCUGCACUGAUGAUGGGAUACCCGUAAUAGGAGAGGUUCCAGGGGUGAAGGGCUGUUACGUUGCCACAGGGCACAAUUGUUGGGGUAUUCUCAAUGGUCCUGCCACUGGAGCUGCACUUGCUCAGCUUCUUCUUCAUGGACACUCCACCAUUGUUGAUCUUAAGCGCUUUAGUCCCUCCAGAUUCCUUCUGCCCACAAAUCCUUAGAUGCUAUUACAGGAUCACUGUUUUCAACUCAUCUAAAUUUUAUCAUCAAAUAUGUACAUGUAACUCCAUGUAAAACAAUGAAAACAUUUCUCAAGUAUCACUCCUCCUAUACA
Molecule: messenger RNA, 1337 nt
Organism: Vigna unguiculata (cowpea)
Lineage: Eukaryota; Viridiplantae; Streptophyta; Magnoliopsida; Fabales; Fabaceae
Product: FAD-dependent oxidoreductase family protein
Cellular component (GO): cytoplasm
Source: RefSeq, a predicted model, not a curated record